UAAAUAUUUAAUAAUAUUAUUGGGAAGUAUCAACAUUUUUGUGAUUCUUUUUGUUUUUUUAAGAACUUGAAACUUAAAAAAAUAAAGCUUAAGGCCAUUAGUGGGUUGGGCCAAUUCUGAUAUGUUGGGUGUUUUAUGGCUCCAGCCUCCUUUAAGAUCUUGGCUCAGGCUCCGGGCAUUUAAAUUUUUAGCUCCGUCUCCGGCAGAAAGCAUGCUCCAAAACUAUCUCCCGAAAAUAUACCCAGCAUCCAAAUGCGUAGCAAGGGGGAGUUAGCUCACUGAUACAUUGCCCAAACCCUGUGGUUGUCAUUUUUUGGAAAAAUAUAAGUAAAAAUGAGCUUUUUUCAAUUGAAAAUCAAUUUUUAAUUCUUUAAAUUUUAAUUUUUUCUAGAAGGUUAUGAUCAUUUUUAUACUCGUCUGCGUUUCAAAAACACAUUUUUAAUUAAUUUGGAUAUGGAAAAAGAUGUUUUAAAUGAAAGAUUAAAUAAAAGAGUUGAUAAAAUGAUGGAAAGGGGCUUAUUAAAAGAAGUUACUGAUUUUUAUGAUGAGUAUUUUGGAAAAGUUGAUAAAUUUGGAAUAAUGCAAAUAAUUGGUCCAAAAGAGUUUUUGCCCUAUUUACGUUUAAAUAUAAUUGGAAGAAAUUCAAUUAGAGGAGAACACAAAAUUGAAGAAUGUAAAGAAAAAUUAAAAACAAGAAAUAGACAAUAUGCACAGAGACAGAGGCUUUGGUUUUACAAUAGAAUUUUAAAUAGAGGAGAACAUAGAGAGAUCCCAAAAACAUUAGCAUUAAAUUCCUCAAAAGAUUUUGCUGAAAAAUUGGUCCCAUUUGCAUUAAAACAAGUAAAACAAUUUUUGUUUGGAGAAGAAAUUGAUGAUGAAAAAAAAUGUAAUGGAUUAUUAUAUAAAUUACCACCAUUGGGGGACAUGUUUAAACAAGAAGAUUAUAUGGAAAAUCGGAAAAAAAUUUUCUUGUGUGAUAUUUGUGGAACAGAAAUUCAAGGAAAAAUGCAUUGGAAAAAACAUUUGGAAGGAAGAAAACAUAAAAAUAAUUUGGAAAAAAUAAAAAAGAAGAAAGGAAGGAAUGAUAAUCAAGGAUAA
Molecule: messenger RNA, 1098 nt
Organism: Meloidogyne enterolobii
Lineage: Eukaryota; Metazoa; Nematoda; Chromadorea; Rhabditida; Meloidogynidae
Source: the annotation of a GenBank genome assembly